Messenger RNA from Cajanus cajan (pigeon pea), 855 nucleotides. The record is from RefSeq and is a predicted model, not a curated record. Lineage: Eukaryota; Viridiplantae; Streptophyta; Magnoliopsida; Fabales; Fabaceae.
AUCUCCGUUUGGCGAAGUGAGAGAGUGAGUGAGAAUACUUCUUCCAAAUCUCACACUUCAAAAUUUCCACCAGUUCCCAGUUCGUUGGACUUCAGCACCCUUAGAUUUCGUUACGAAGGAGAAACCCCAAAGUGUAAUAAAUGGAUAUGUACAUUCGUGUUAAACGUAGUAAGACAACAUACUUCAUCCGGUGCAAGCCGUCUGAUAAAACUCUUGACAUAAAGCAGAAGUUGCAAGAACUUGUUGAUCAGCCAGCUAAUAAUCAACGGUUAAUUCUACAUGGAACAGGGGAAGUGUUAGAAGACUCUAAGACUCUGGCAGAUCAAAAGGUUGAAAAUGAUGCUGUUGUUGCACUGACCUUGAGAAAAGAUGAUAAUGAGUUUGAGGAGAUCAACAUUGUCCGGCCAAAUGAUUUCUACCAAGCACGGGAUGCGGACGGUGCCAGUUGGUAAAAAUGGCAGGCUCACAAUUACUGGUACCCUGCCCAUGGAAUCAUAUAAUAAAUAUUUUUGUAACCCUUUAAAUGAAAUUUCCAUGUUAUGUGCUAAAAGUACCGUCCCAUUAAUUUAUCAGGUUGCAUGAUGAAAUCCAUAAUGGUUCAGGAAACAUCUCCCCAAAUGAUUGAUCAAUUGUUGGGUUAAUGAUGUACUUGUUUACGUAAUACUGAAUUGAUUGCCCGCAGAGAACAUGGCACUCUCUGCGAUGAUUUUUAUCAUUUGAAUCAAAUUUGUGAUUAAGGUCUUGAUUGACUUUAUACCAAUGUAAAUGUAAUGCUAAAGGACUAAUCAUGUUAGGCUUAGGUCGUCUAGAAGACUUGAACCCUUUACAAAAUAUUAUUUAUUUGGGCAGUGAUAA